Trematomus bernacchii (emerald rockcod) is the source of this 10748-nucleotide messenger RNA. It is a transcript of the gene lrba, whose product is annotated as LPS responsive beige-like anchor protein. The record is from RefSeq and is a predicted model, not a curated record. The coding region runs from base 686 to 9592 and encodes 2968 amino acids. NCBI's taxonomy places the organism in Eukaryota, Metazoa, Chordata, Actinopteri, Perciformes, Nototheniidae. Gene Ontology annotation, biological process: intracellular protein localization. Gene Ontology annotation, molecular function: protein kinase binding. The transcript has 57 exons. Gene Ontology annotation, cellular component: cytosol; membrane.
UCACUCAAGAGCUACACUGUCAUGGCGGUGACGAGCUGAAGCUACCGGGGUAAAUCAGGAAGAGAAUGCGGCGCAGCUGGGUUAACGUUGACAUUUAAGCAAGUCUGAGGAGUUUAACCGGGAAGGAUCGAGCUGUGUUUUGUCGACUUCCACCAGAGCUGCUGACAGACUCACCCCCCUUUUCCAGUUUGGGAGUGUUUAGCCUCUGCCAAACGCGCUACCUGUCAAGUGUCUGGACUCAGUUUCAAUAGCAACUUCCACUGCUGCACGGAGGUAUUAAAGUGACCGUAUCCUUGUUUGACCGACUACAAGGGGGGAAAACAGGUUAAGGACGAGCCCUGCUUCACCUGCCCCCCUCUUGUUACCUGCAGACUUCCUUGCGGCUUUUGACAACAUUAAUCUAUCCUUGUGGGAUCAAGUUACGGACCAGGGAAGAAGAGGAGUAGUGUGGAGUGAAGCGGUGACAUAUCCCGCAGUGUCAACAGCUAACAACGGCUUUUUUGUGCCUACUUUCGCUGCAACUAUUUUGGAUGGGGAGGUUUGCUUUGUGUGCCUUUAGACUGUCAACAACUCAGCUGAAGGGGAGUUGAGUCCUCUUUCUCUUUCUCCUUCUCUGCUCUGUCACCGUUUGGAGGUGAACAGGUGCCUUACCUGUGAACACCACCUGCCCCGUCCUUCCUUAGCAAUGGCUAGCGAGGAGACAGCGGGCUCUGCGGAUGCUCAGGACGGGACUACAGGAGCCAUGGCGCUCAACCCCGGAGUGCCUAUCCGGGGAAUAAAGAUGAAAUUCGGCGUGCUCGCUGGCCUGGUGGAAGUUGGGGAAGUUUCCAACCGGGAUAUCGUGGAGACGGUGUUCAACCUGCUGGUGGGAGGCCAGUUUGACCUUGAGAUGAACUUCAUCAUCCAAGAACCCGAGAGCAUCGUGUGCAUGGUGGAGCUUUUGGACAAGUGUGAGCCCACCUGUCAGGCAGAGAUCUGGAGCAUCUUCACCGCCAUCCUCAAGAAGAGCGUGCGCAACCUGCAGGCGUGCACUGAAGUGGGGCUCAUCCAGCUGGUGCUGCAUCGCAUAUCCACCACUGACAGCAUGAUCGCAGACCUACUGGUGGACAUGUUGGGCGUGCUCGCCAGCUACAGCAUCACAGUGAAAGAGCUGAAGCUUUUCUUCAGCAAACUGCAAGGGGAGAAGGGCCAGUGGCCUCGCCACGCAGUGAAGCUUUUGUCAGUUCUGAAGUACAUGGCUCACAGGAACGGCCCUGACUCAUUCUUCAGUUUCCCGGGGAAGAACGCAGCUGCUAUAGCUCUGCCUCCUAUAGCAAAAUGGCCGUACCAGAAUGGCUUUACAUUCCACACGUGGCUCCGCAUGGAUCCUCUCAACAACAUCAAUGUAGACAAGGACAAGCCUUACCUGUACUGUUUCCGCACCAAUAAAGGCAUGGGUUACUCUGCACACUUUGUGGGUGGCUGUUUGAUAGUGACCUCAUUAAAAUCCAAGGGGAAAGGGUUCCAGCACUGUGUAAAGUACGACUUCAAACCACAGAAGUGGUACAUGGUGACCCUCGUUCAUGUGUACAACCGCUGGAAAAACAGUGAAAUUAGCUGCUUUGUGAACGGGGAACUGGCUUCCUUUGGAGACAUCGCCUGGUUUGUCAACACCAGUGACACAUUUGACAAGUGUUUCCUGGGAUCGUCAGAGACGGCAGAUGUCAACCGUGUGUUCUGCGGACAGAUGGGAGCAGUGUACCUGUUUGGAGAGGCUCUCAGCGCUGCUCAGAUCCUGGCCAUCUAUCAGCUGGGGCCGGGGUACCAGGGCACAUUCAAGUACAAGGCUGAGAGUGACUUGCUGUUUGCGGAGCAUCAUAAGACCUUACUGUAUGAUGGCAAGUUGUCCUCCAGCAUCGCCUUCGCUUACAACCCUCGCGCCACCGAUGCCCAGCUCUGCCUUGAGUCCUCCCCCAAGGACAACACAUCCAUAUUUGUUCACUCACCCCACGCGCUCAUGCUGCAGGACGUGAAGGCCGUGGUGACUCACUCAGUCCAGAGCGGCAUUCACUCCAUCGGAGGCGUGCAGGUCCUCUUCCCUCUGUUUGCACAGCUGGAUUACUGCCAGCCCUCCAGCCAUGAGCUGGACACCUCUGUCUGCUGCACUUUGUUAUCCUUUGUGAUGGAGCUCUUGAAGAACUCAGUGGCUAUGCAAGAGCAAGUCCUUGCCUGCAAAGGCUUUCUCGUCAUCGGCUACACUUUGGAGAAGUCUUCCAAGGUGCAUGUGACGCGGCCCGUCCUGGACAUUGCGCUGGCCUUUUCCAGGUACCUUAGCAACUUGCAGAAUGGCAUCCUGCUGCUCAAGCAGCUGUGUGACCACAUUCUGUUCAACCCCGCCAUCUGGAUCCAUGCCCCUGCCAAGGUGCAACUGACACUCUACACUUACCUGGCAACGGAGUUCAUCAGCACAGUGACCAUCUACAACACCAUCCGCAGGGUGGGCACGGUACUGCAGGUCAUGCACACACUGAAAUACUACUACUGGAUCAUCAACCCCCAGGACCGCAGUGGAGUCGUGCCCAAAGGCAUGGAUGGUCCGAGACCAAACCAGAAGGAGAUCCUCUCUUUGCGAGCCUUUCUGCUGUUGUUUGUCAAGCAGCUCAUAAUGAAGGAUCAUGGAGUGAAGGAAGACGAGCUGCAGAGUAUCCUCAACUACCUCCUGACCAUGCAUGAGGAUGACAAUCUCAUGGACGUGCUGCAGUUGCUGGUGGCUGUGAUGUCUGAGCAGCCGGGGUCCAUGGUCCAGGCCUUCGACCAGCGCAACGGGAUUCGUGUGAUUUACAAGCUUCUGGCCUCAAAGAGUGAAGGAAUUAGAGUACAGACCCUGAAAGUAAUGGGAUACUUUCUGAAACACUUGCCACCAAAGAGGAAACCCGAGGUCAUGAUGAGUCAUGGCCUUUUCUCCCUGCUCACUGAACGCCUGAUGCUCCACUCCGGCAAGUUCACCAUGACAACCUACAACGUGCUGUUUGAGAUUCUUACUGAGCAGAUCUGCACUCAAGUGAUCCAUAAACAGCAUCCGGACCCCGACUCCACUGUGAAGAUUCUCAACCCACAAAUUCUGAAGGUAAUAGCUGCUCUGCUGAAGGCCUCACCCCCGUCCCCCGAGAGCAUGGAGGUGCGCAAGGUCUUCCUGUCGGACAUGAUCAAACUGUUCAAUAACAGCCGAGAAAACCGAAGGAGCCUGCUGCAGUGCUCCGUGUGGCAGGAGUGGAUGCUCUCUCUGUGCUACAUCCACCCUCAGAACAGCGAGGAGCAGAAAAUCACAGAGAUGGUGUACGCCAUCUUCCGUAUCCUCCUCUACCACGCCAUCAAAUACGAGUGGGGUGGCUGGCGGGUCUGGGUGGACACCCUGUCCAUCACACACUCCAAGGUGACCUUCGAGCAGCACAAAGAGAAUCUGUCCCAUAUGUUCCGUCAGUACCAGCAUCAGGGGUCCACAGGCUCUAUGAGCUCCAUCAGAACCAUCUCUGGUGUCAGCCAAAGAUCGGACACCAUGGAGUGUGUUAACGGGACCCCUGCAGAGGAGACGGCCCCUUCCACAGUCAUUGAGCUCACAGUGGACGAGCUGUCCCACAAGUCCCCGGACACGGCAUCUGGCUCCACCAUUACCUCCAGCCCACCAGAGGCUGCUGAGGGAAGUGGACACGCAUCCAUCACCGUGUCCAACAUCCUGGCCAGGGAUGAUGACGACGAAGAAGAAGAAGAAGAAGAAGAAGAAGAAGAAGAGCAGCAGCAGCAGCAGCAGGUUGUUGAGGAGUCUUCCAAGGAUGGCUCAGGUGAUGAGGGAAAAGAGACUGUGACACAAACGGACGAUAACGAGGAACAGAGUGAAGAGACCAAUAAAGAAGAACAGGAGACUUCCACUGACAAGAGCUCCGAUGAUCUGCAAACAUCCGUUAGCGAAGCAGAUGACACAAACGCAACAGAAGGGGUUAGAGACUCUGCUACACCAUCUGCAAGUGAUGAUGCACAAACAUCUGCAACAGAUGAUGACAAGUCUGAACCUAUCAAAGGGGAAUCAUCAACCUCCACCCCAGAAGACUCUUUGAAUGAAGCAGAUACAGAGGUGCCCGAGGUUUCAGAACAAGACGAUAAUAAGGACCAAACGUACCCCGAGUCAGCGGUCUGUCUGGAGAACAGUGUGCAGGGAGGAGGAGACUCCGUCUUCAACGAGGACCUGGCUGACAUGUCCUCUGUCAGCGACCAGAUCCCCCCAAGUGAUGCUGAUGAUAGCCAAGAAGAGUCCUCUUAUGCCUCUGCAGUUGCCGGAGAGGAAGAGGAGGUAAGACAAAAGGAGGAAGCUAAAGAUGACGAUGAUGAAGGCAAGGAUGAUCAUCAGGAAGGUCAUGAGAUAAAGACAGACGAAGACAGUGAUGAGAAGCAGGAGGUUGAAUCACAAGGAGAAGUGGAAGAAGAGAGUGAAGCUGAAGAGAAACAGGUGUCUGGAUUGGAGAGUGAGACUUCUCUGACUGAAACACCUGAACAGAGUGAGACAGAAGCACCCGAAGAUGACCAGUCUUCCUCCAUAACUGAACCCGCUACACCAGACCAGCAGCCUUCUGAUGCCACACCAACCUCUACAGCCCAGGAGGUCGCAGCAGCCUCAGACCCCCCCUCACCUAGCCAGCCUUUAGAGACCACCAGCACCACUGAAGAAGAAACCCUGCCCGCUCCCACAGAUAGCAGCGCUGCCGCCUCCACCUCUGACGCACAGAAGACUGCAGACCCUGUCAGCAAGACCAAAGAGAUCAAAAUCGCCCGACUGGACGUGUCCAAUGUGGCCUUCGACACGGAGAGACUUGAAUUAAAGGAGACCUCAACUACAGAAACAAGCCAGGGCCAGCCUCCAGCAGCAGCAGCAGCAGCAGCAGCAGCAGCAGCGGCAGCAGCGGGGGGGUCUGCAGGUCAGCAGAGAGAGGGCAGCAAUCCGGCCCCUCGCUCCACCAUGUUUCGUAUCCCAGAGUUCCGCUGGUCCCACAUGCACCAACGCCUCCUGGCUGACCUGCUCUUCUCUAUUGAGACAGAUGUGCAGAUGUGGAGGAGCCACUCCACAAAGACUAUUCUGGACUUUGUGAACAGCAGCGAGAACGUGGUGUUUGUCCACAACAGUAUUCACAUCAUCUCCCAGGUGGUGGACAACCUCAUCAUGGCCUGUGGAGGCAUUCUACCUCUGCUCUCUGCUGCCACCUCCUCCUCUCAUGAACUGGAGAAUAUCGAACCCUCCCACGGUCUGACGGUGGAGGCUUCAGUCACCUUCCUCCACCGCCUCAUCAACCUCGUGGAUGUUCUCAUCUUUGCCAGCUCCCUUACCUUCACAGAGAUAGAAGCUGAGAAGAACAUGUCGUCGGGAGGCAUCCUGCGACAGUGCCUUCGCCUCGUUUGUGCGAUGGCUGUUAGAAACUGUCUGGAGUGUCAGCAAGCCCAAUGCAGUCACGGUGCAGAAGCCUCCGCACGCAGCUACACAGCCAUGCCCAACAUGGGAGCAGCCAUGUCUGCAGCUGCACAGAGUCCUGUUGAUGCAGUGACAGGUGGGAUGUCUCCAGUCAGAGACCUGGACCGGCUUCUGCAGGACAUGGACAUAAACCGCCUCAGGGCUGUCGUCUUCAGAGAUAUCGAGGACAGUAAGCAGGCUCAGUUUUUGGCGCUUGCUGUUGUCUACUUCAUCUCAGUCCUGAUGGUGUCCAAGUACCGCGACAUCCUGGAGCCCCAGAAUGACAAGAAACGCCCUCAGAGGUCCCAGUCUUCCAGGAGCACAGAUAGCGGUGCCAUUUCUGGUGGACUCGAAGUGGAGAACGGUGUCUCUCUCCGACGUUAUGAUUCUGGCAUCGGGGAUGACCACACUUCGGUGGCCGCGAGCGAGGCGGACCUUUCCUCCUCCGGCGUGACUCACGGCCCAGACGCCAUCUCAGAGGCCCUGUCUACGCUGUCCUCUGAGGUCAGACCUUCUCUGCCCACUGAUUCAAAGGGCAAGAAUGUGAAGGACAUUCUGCGCAGCCUGGUGAGCGCUCCAGCUGAUGACAUGAUGGUGGACCCAAGUCUGCUGCCACCGACGUUCCUAGGAAGUGUGGGCGAUGCGGCCAGAGACUCAUCUCGACAGUUCCGCUCAUUUGAUAGGAGUGUUGUCGUUGCACCUAAGAAAACUGGCAUGGCACCGUCUGCAGGCGCUUCCACCAGCGUCCCAUCAGCCACUGCUGCGUCUGUGUCUGCCGGGACACCCAUCGACAGCGUCGCCAUGGUAUCUUCUGGAGACGCCUCCCAGAGCACCUCUGCAGCUACAGGCGGCCAGGUUCCAGCCAGCGCUAGCCUGCCAUCUGUCCCCCCACUCUCCCCUGUGACCCAGAACACAGCCCCCAAUAUGAGUAUCUCAGAGCGUCUGGAGAAUGCCCUGGAGAAGGCAGCUCCUCUGCUGAGAGAGAUCUUCGUGGACUUUGCUCCCUUCCUCUCUCGAACUCUGCUGGGUAGCCACGGGCAAGAGCUCCUCAUUGAGGGCACAAGCCUGAUGUGUAUGAAGUCCAGCAGCUCGGUGGUGGAGCUCGUCAUGCUCUUGUGUUCACAGGAAUGGCAGAACUCCAUCCAGAAGAAUGCAGGUCUCGCCUUCAUCGAGUUGGUCAACGAAGGCAGGCUGCUGAGUCACACCAUGAAGGACCACCUGGUUCGUGUGGCUAAUGAAGCUGAAUUCAUCCUCAGCCGACAGAGGGCUGAAGACAUUCACAAACAUGCAGAGUUUGAGUCGAACUGUGCGCAGUACGCAGCGGAGAAGCGAGAUGAGGAGAAAAUGUGCGACCACCUGAUCCGAGCAGCCAAGUACCGCGACCAUGUGACCGCCACGCAGCUCGUCCAGAAGAUAGUCAACAUCCUGACCGACAAACACGGAGCCUGGGGAAGCUCGGCCAAAAGCCGGCCGAGGGAGUUCUGGCGCCUGGACUACUGGGAGGACGAUUUAAGGCGGCGACGUCGCUUCAUCAAGAACCCCUCCGGAUCCACUCACUCAGAGGCUACGCUCAAAGCAGCGGGCGAACACGUGGCUGAUAUCAGUGCAUCCGAGGAAGAUAUUCUCAAAGGAAAGCAGUCCAUCAGAAGUCAGGCUCUGGGAAAUCAAAACUCUGAGAGUGAGACGUCACUCGACGGAGACGAUGACACUCUGUCAUCUCCAGAGGAGAAGGACCUGGAGAACUUUACAGGCCCGGUAAACCUGAGCACCAGUGCCCAGCUGGUGGCUCCGGCUGUGGUGGUGAAAGGCACCCUGUCCAUCACCCCCUCCGAGCUCUACUUCGAGGUGGACGAAGACGAUCCGAGCUUCAAGGCCAUCGAUCCAAAGAUUUUAUCCUAUACAGAAGGUCUUCAUGGAAAAUGGCUGUUCACAGAGAUCAGAGCCGUCUUUUCCAGACGCUACCUACUGCAGAAUACUUCUCUGGAAAUCUUCAUGGCCAACAGAACGGCAGUCAUGUUCAACUUCCCAGAUGCGGCCACAGUCAAGAAGGUGGUCCACAGUCUUCCACGUGUUGGGGUGGGCACGAACUUUGGCCUUCCACAGACCAGACGUAUCUCUCUGGCCACACCAAAGCAACUUUUCAAGGCAUCCAGCAUGACCCAGCGCUGGCAACGCCGCGAGAUAUCCAACUUUGAUUACCUUAUUUUCCUCAACACCAUCUCUGGUCGGACCUUUAAUGACCUGAAUCAGUACCCAGUCUUCCCCUGGGUGAUCACCAACUACGACUCAGAGGAACUUGACCUCACUCUGCCCAGCAACUUCAGAGAUCUGUCCAAGCCCAUUGGUGCUCUGAACCCCAAGAGAGCAGCCUUCUUCUCAGACCGAUACGAGUCCUGGGAGGAUGAUCAGGUGCCGAAGUUCCACUAUGGCACCCACUAUUCCACCUCCAGCUUCACCAUGAUGUGGCUACUGCGUAUCGAACCCUUUACCACAUUCUUCCUAAACUUCCAAGGAGGAAAGUUUGACCAUGCUGACCGCACCUUCUCCUCAGUCGCCCGGGCAUGGAGGAACUGCCAGAGAGACACCUCUGAUGUUAAGGAGCUGAUCCCAGAGUUUUACUACCUCCCCGAGAUGUUUGUCAACGCCAACAGUUACAACCUGGGAGUGAUGGAGGAAGGCGCCAUGGUCUCUGAUGUGGAGCUGCCACCUUGGGCCAAGAGCCCGGAGGAGUUUGUGCGCAACAAUCGCCUGGCUCUGGAGAGCGAGUUUGUGUCCUGCCAGCUCCACCAGUGGAUCGAUCUGAUCUUUGGCUACAAGCAGCAAGGACCUGAAGCCACCAGAGCUCUCAAUGUCUUCUAUUAUCUGACCUACGAAGGGGCCGUCAACCUCAGCUCCAUCACCGACCCCAUGCUCCGAGAGGCUGUGGAGUCUCAAAUAAGGAGUUUUGGACAGACCCCCUGCCAGUUGCUCAUCGAGCCACACCCACCCCGAAGCUCAGCCAUGCAGGUGACCCCACUGAUGUUUACGGAGCAGAUGCAGCAGGAUGUUAUCAUGGUGCUGAAGUUCCCAUCCAACUCUCCUGUGACCCACAUAGCAGCCAACACCCAGCCGGGCCUGACGUCACCGGCCAUCAUCACCGUCACUGCAAACCGCAUCUUCGCUGUCAACAAGUGGUAUGGACUGACAGGUCAUCAGAGCUCAACGGUGCAGGACCAGCAGUACCAACUUCCUGUGGAAAUUGACCCUCUGAUAGCCAGUAACGUGGGCAGUCAUCGUCGUCAGAUCUCAGACCUGCUGGAUCAAAGCAUUCAGAUCAGCUCGCAGUGUUUCAUCAUCACAGCCGACAACCGCUUCAUCCUCCUGUGCGGCUUUUGGGACAAGAGCUUCCGGGUUUACUCCACUGACUCAGGCAAACUGACGCAGAUCGUGUUCGGACAUCGUGACGUGGUGACGUGUCUGGCUCGCUCCGAGUCGUACAUCGGAGGAGACUGCUACAUCCUGUCAGGCUCCAGAGACGCCACCCUGCUGCUGUGGUACUGGAACGGGAAGCACAACAGCAUUGGAGAGAGCCCGGGCACAGAGUUUACCACACCGAGGGCCAUCUUGACGGGCCAUGACUGUGAAGUGACGUGUGCGAGUGUGUGUGCAGAGCUGGGUCUCGUCAUCAGCGGCUGCAAAGAGGGUCCUUGUCUGAUCCAUUCCAUGAAUGGGGACCUGCUGCGGACCCUGGAGGGCCCCGAGCGCUGCCUGAGGCCUCGUCUCAUCCAGUCCUCCACCGAGGGACACUGCAUGAUCUACUACGAGAAGGGGCAGUUUUGUAACUUCAGUGUCAACGGCAAACUGCUCAGACACAUGGAGGUGGAAGACAGCAUCAAGGCCAUGUACCUCAGUCGGGACGGCCAGUACCUGCUGACGGGCGGAGACGGAGGCGUGGUCUCCGUCUGGCAGGUCCACAACUUCAAACAGCUGUUCACGUACCCAGGCUGCGACGCAGGAAUCCGCUCUAUGACCAUGUCCCAUGACCAAAGGUGCAUCAUCACCGGCAUGUCCUCUGGAAGCAUCGUGCUCUUCUACAACGACUUCAACAGAUGGCACCACGAGUACCAGACCCGCUACUGAGAGUGAACUUCUCAAAGGCGCUACUCUGUCUGUACCCUGAAUGUAUCUUAAUGAAAGAAGAAAAUAAAAACUGUCCUGUUAAAGUAAAAAAAUCAAAACUAUUUUUAAAAAGGGCAUUGCUAUAUUUUGUAGAUCAGAUAGAAACUUUCGUAUAAUUCACAGGGUGGGGGUUAUGUUACUGUACGGUUAAAACAAAUCUAUUUUUAGCUGUAAGAGUCUAUUUUCAUCUCCUCCGGAAAACUAAGGCGGGAUUUGUUGGGAGCUAGUGAGAACCUUUUCUCUUUACUUAAAAAAAUCCAAAUAUUUGUGUACUUUAGGGUGAGUGAUUAUCUUUCUUUCUGUAGGUGUGUAUGUGGGGAAUAAUUAUGAAGCUGUCAUUCACGUUUUAACUUCUUUUUUGGCAAAACUGCCGUUAGAUAUGAAGUGUUUGAAUAAAUAAUAAAUGUAUUGGAUAGAAGGAUAAACAAAGAGGGAAUAUACAUACAUAUAUAUAAAUAUCUAUAUAUUCUGUUUAAAUGUAUGUCCUCCAUAUUUAAAAUGUCCAUUUCCUCUGUACCUCUGUGCUUGCUAAGAGAUUGUGCAUGGCUCACUACACACUUAAAACAUAUCAGAUGAAUCACUUAAUUUAAUACUGUCUAAACUUCCCAUCCAGUGAUGUCAGAAGGAUGUCAGGAAACCAUGUCCAGGAUUUGAUUUUUCUUUCUACAAUGACUGAAUAAGCAAAAAGUGAAUCUUUUUUUCUCAAAUGGGAAUCUUGAUCAUUGUUUGUGAAAGCCUGAGUAACGAGAGAUCACUAAAAUCAUCUCAUAUCAUCUUUAAAAGUCUUCUUUGAGUCAUGUCUCCAAAGCAGCUGACAGCAGAGUGAGACGUUCAAUGACAGGAAGGACUUUUCUCUAUUUCAUCACAGGAUGAGUGAUUAUGUUAAGAUGUGAUUCAGCACUAAAAUGGCAUAUUCCUUUGGUCUUCACUAAAUGAAACGUCCACUUGUAUCCUUUAGAUUUCGGGGGAACAUUCCUUUAAAGUUUGCGCUUUGAUGUGGUUUGAAACUACAGUUAAAUGAGAACUACUGUUAUCUAUCAACCAACAUUAUUUUUGCAAUAAUUUGAGUGUUUUGUGUGCCGAGUUCUGACAAUAAAAUGGAAUUUUAUAACUUGAA